AUGUCCAUCCUGAUCCCCUUAUACGUCUACCCAUGGCCGGGAGUCUGGGAUCCUUUAUACUGGGCCGCCGGCAACAACACCAACCUGCACUUCACCGCCAUCCUCAACCCCUGCAGCGGCCCCUGCCUGCCCGCCUCGCAAAUCGAGCCCGCCUACCUCGCCGAAAUCCCAAAACUCACCUCAUACCCCAACAUCCGCACCCUCGGCUACGUCGCCACCAACUACACCAACAAGCCCAUCGAGGACGUCAUGGGCGAGAUUCGCACGUACGCCGACUGGCCGCGGACGCUGGGCGAUGAGAGAGUGGGUGUCGAUGGGAUUUUCUUUGAUGAGACGCCCGCUGUGUAUGAUUGGCGGUGGGAGGAGUAUUUGAAGGUCGCGGGGGAGGAGGUUAGGGCGAAUAAGGGGUUGGGGGAGGGUGUGGUCGUCCACAACCCAGGCAACCUCCCCUACCAAACCUGGAACUACCUCGCCCACGCCAACAUCACCGUCAUCUUCGAAGACACCUUCGCCAACUUCAUCACCUCGAAGAACUUCUACGCACUGAAAUCCCUCGAGACCACGUACGGCCUGCCCAAGGACCGCUUCUCCAUCAUGCUGCACUCGAUCCCCGAUGUCCCCGACGAGCUGGUCGUGUGGAUGGUCCAGCAGAUGAAGCAGAUGGUGGGGUGGGGGUUCGCGAGCAGUGUCGGCGUCAAGGGCGAGUAUUGGCAUAGUUUUAGCCCCGUGUUUGAACGGUUUGUGAGUUUGUGGGCGUGGGGUUAG
Westerdykella ornata is the source of this 765-nucleotide messenger RNA. RefSeq lists its product as uncharacterized. NCBI's taxonomy places the organism in Eukaryota, Fungi, Ascomycota, Dothideomycetes, Pleosporales, Sporormiaceae. The record is from RefSeq and is a predicted model, not a curated record. The coding region runs from base 1 to 765 and encodes 254 amino acids. The transcript is spliced from 3 exons.